CACGAAUCGGCCAAGGUAUUUGAUAUUUCCUUUCUGCUUGUAGUGGUUCUUGUAUCGAGGUUUGCGUAAUAUUACUGAAUUCGCAGAUUUACUGGAUAACACCACAAAAGAACCGUUUCCGUCCGAAGUUACAAUGAAACAUUUGUACCGGCAGUGCAAAGACGAUGACGAAAUUGAGCGGCAAAGUGGUAAGCCGCUACUGGAAUUCUUGAAUAAACAGAUGGGCGGAUGGCCCAUCCUUACUCCCAACUGGAAUGCCUCCAAUUUCGACAUCUUCGACUCGCUAGUCAAGUUCUACUUCGCCGGCAGUCCACACUUUUUCGAGAUCACUGUCGACCAGGACGUCGUUAAUCCGUUGACCAAUGUGAUCUUUAUUAAAGAACCAACGACCUUCGCCAGCGUAGACAUAUUGAGUAACCAGAUCACAGGAAAACUGUACGUUGAAAGUUAUUUACAACAAUUAUUCAACGUAACAACUUUACUGCUGCGAGAGAACAAUCAGACUCAUGUGGAUGUCAACCAGUUGUCACCAAAUCUCACGGAUGUUGUCGCGACUGAAAAGUAUCUCGCCAUGGCUGGACUGUCCGCCAUAGAGGCUCAGAACGACUCCAUAAACCUGAACAAGAUGACAUUAGAUGAAUUUUCCAAACGAAAUCAGUUCAACUCAUCUAUACUGAAGAACAUAACGGAAUAUCUGAAGGCUUAUUUCAAGGAAGCCAACAUUACGGGCAUCAUCAACAAUGAUACUGUCGUGGUUGUGCCAAAUUUAUCAUUUUGGUCCAAGCUAGACGCCAAAUUCGCGGAGUUUGAGCAGCUGGGUGCGGAAGGAAUGAAGCGCGCCGCUAACUAUCUCGGCUGGAGAGGAAUUCAACAUGCGUUAAGAUUUUUGUCCCGAGGUUACAGGCAAACCCGAGCAGAGUACGAGCAAAAGAGGACCGGUAUGAAGGCCAAAAAGGAAACGCCACCUGGCGAGCGUUGUCUUUAUGUCGUUGCGGAAUCAAUGCCUUUGACGAUGGGAGCUCUCUUUGUGCGAGAUAUCAUUCCUAAAGACCUUAAAGAAAAAGCCACGCUUAUGGUCAGCGACAUUCAAACGGGUUUUAAAGAGCUACUGGACGCUGCCAGCUGGAUGGACAACAACACACACGAAGCGGCACAAAAGAAAUUGUCAGCGAUGAUUAACGAAGCCGCCUAUCCGGACAUUAUGGUCAACAAUAUUUCCUUGAUUGAUUCGGAAUACGCAAAUAUCGCCAUUCAAAGCAGUUAUGCAGCAUCCAUGAUGGAGAUAGCCAAAAAUCAGAUUGUUCGCAGCCUGAAGCGUAUAUUGAAAGCAAAUGUACGCUAUGACCCGGUCAAGGACACCGGCGAUAUCACCGAAGUGAACGCGUUUUAUAAUCCGAAUAUGAAUGGUUUAAUUAUAAAUGCAGCCGUUUUGCAACCGCCUUUCUAUGAUCCAGAAAGCCCGGAGUAUUACAAUUAUGGCGGCAUAGGUGUGGUAAUUGGCCAUGAAACAACGCACGGAUUUGACAGCACCGGAGCGAACUACGACGAUCAAGGGGCGCGGCGGUCAUGGUGGACGGACAGUACGAAAGAAGCGUACGACAUCCGCACAAAGGGCAUGACAGCGCAGUACGAUAAUUAUACCACGGCGGUUGGACGGAUGAAUGGGCAACUGACACUAGGAGAAAACAUUGCUGACAACGGCGGUACGAGGGCAGCGUACAAGGGUUACCUUCGACACCUAAGCAGGCUAACGAAGCCUGAAGCCGUUGCCGCUGAUUUGGCUCGCUACACUCCACAGCAGUUGUUCUUCCUCUCGUUUGGACAGGUUUGGUGCGAAAAGGCCAGACCAGAGUCAUCUCGCAUCAAGCUCCUCAGAGAUGUGCACUCACCGGCAGAAUGGAGAGUCAACGGAGUCGUCUCCAACAUGGAGGAGUUUUCGGAAGCAUUCAACUGCUCAGUCGGUGCUAGAAUGAAUCCUCGCAAUAAGCAGACCGUUUGGUAAUACCCGAUCUGAAAUUAGUGGAUAAAACCGUUCACGGUAGCAACAUCGAAUUUUAAACUGACUUAUCAAACGGCUUGAGCAUAGAUGUUGUGACGCGCAACACAGCAAGUGU
Messenger RNA from Paramacrobiotus metropolitanus, 2114 nucleotides. RefSeq names its product membrane metallo-endopeptidase-like 1. Lineage: Eukaryota; Metazoa; Tardigrada; Eutardigrada; Parachela; Macrobiotidae. The transcript is spliced from 8 exons. The coding region runs from base 134 to 2002 and encodes 622 amino acids. Gene Ontology annotation, biological process: protein processing. Gene Ontology annotation, molecular function: metalloendopeptidase activity. Gene Ontology annotation, cellular component: plasma membrane. The record is from RefSeq and is a predicted model, not a curated record.